AUGGCGAAGAAAAAAAAUGCAAAAAAAGAUGGAGACGGCGCCCUGGAUGCCAAAAACAGAAAAGCUCUUGCCAAGGAGCAAAAGCGACAGCGGCAAGAGCAGAAAGCCAAUCAAAAGCGACUGAAAGAAGAAAGACGAAAGCAGAAAGGCGAUCGAGACCACUUUCAUGACGAAGAAGACAUCGAAGAACUGGUGAAGCGCCUGGAUCAAGAGCGCGCGGCGGUCAACGCUGUCGUCGUGCAAAGUGCCUCGCAGCCUACUCCCCGAGCUCACGGAUCCUUCACUGUCUUGCCAAACCAAGACAUCCUGAUGUUCGGAGGCGAGCGCUACGAUGGCCAGCGCGUCCAAGUUUUCGGCGAUGUGCACCGCUGGAAUUUCGAAAAAAACGAAUGGAGACAAAUCACCUCCCCCCUGAUGCCCAAGUCGCGCUGCAGCCACCAGGCCCUCUUCUACAACGAUCACGUCUACGUCUUUGGCGGCGAAUUCAGCACUUUCUACCAGUUUUUCCACUUCAAGGACUUCUGGAAAUUCUCCAUAAAAACAAGUACCUGGACUAAACUGGAAGUUGCAAACGUCACUGAGGUCCCUCAGGCCCGAAGUGGGCAUCGCAUCGGCGACUUCAUCUUCAUGCACGGCGGCUUCGCGAAAAUCAAAGACACCGCAAAGAAAGUCCAAGGAAAAACAUUCACUGACACGUGGAUUCUGAACUUGAAGCCACUCAUCUCCGACCCGCGAAAAGAGGUUCCCAUCUGGGAAAAGAUUCGAAAUGUCGGCGCCGUGCCGUCUCCGAGGACAGGCAUGUCCGGUACGGUGUACAGACACUCGGCGAUUGUUUUUGGCGGAGUCGCGGACGACGACGACGGCCAAGUCAAGUUGAAGAGCACUUUCUUCAAUGAUCUGUAUUCGUUUGAUCUCGAGCGAAAGCGCUGGUACGAGCUGACGAUCAAGGGCGAGAAAGAGAAAAAGACCAAGGGUGGAGCACGCCAGAAACGCAUGCAUGCGUCUUCCGUCGGCCACGGCGGCAACGGCGGCGCCGAGGAUGGCGACGAGGAAAGCGACGAGGAGCAGGGAGGAGGCGAGACAGAAGAAGAAAGUCCAGGAGAUGAAGACGACGAGUGGCUGAAUUCAUUUGCCUACUUCGACGAGAAAGGGCGGCUUGUUCGCAUGCGGUUGGACGACGCAAAUCUCCCCCCUGGCUUCGCCCAGCCCUCGGCUGCAUCGUCGGCGUCUUCCGACUCGUGCUCCUCGUUCACUUUCUCUUCUGCGUCCUCGUCUUCGGCCUCGUCUUCUGCUGCGGUCUCGUCUUGCGCUUCGGAAAAUGCGCGCGGGCACGGCAAAAAGAAGUCUCAGUCAGGAAAGUCGCAUGCCGACGUUUCUCCCUCAGCCUCCAGUCGUGCCUUCCUUCCUGUGAGGCCGUCGCCUCAAGACACAGACACAAUCAGCCACGCCCCUUCCUCUGCCUCGUCCCAGACUGCCUCCCGCAGCAUGCACCCUGCCACGUCCAACACUCCCCGCUCUUCUUCUUCCUCUGCUUCCUCCUCUGCUUCUUCCUCUGCUUCCUCCUCUGCUUCUUCCUCUUCUUCCUCUUCCUCGUCUUCGGCUGCUGGGCCUUCUGUGUCUUCCUCGGAGCGUCGUUCGCAGUUGUUCUUUCGCGGCGACGCGCCUCUCCCGAGACUCCACGGCCAUCUUGUCGUUCGUGGCAACGCGCUCGUACUCUACGGCGGCAUCAUGGAGCUCGACGACAAGGAAGUCACCCUCGACGACUGCUGGACGCUAAAUCUAAGCAAACGAGACUGUUGGCGGCGCGUGCUCGCCGGCACGAUGGAUCGGCAGGAAUGGCUCGGUGAGGACGAAAACGAAGAAGACGGAAGCGAAUCGGGAAGCGACUCAGACUCUGAGGCGAGUGGAGACAGCUCCAGCAGCGACUCGAGUGAUGCGACUGACUCCAGUGACGACUCCGAGAGCUCUGAAGGCGAAGAGGAAGAUGCUGUCGCGAAGCCUGAGGCGCGGCGUCUGUCCUCGGAAGCACUCAAGGCAGUGUCUUCUCCGGCUCACCCGAGAAGACGCCGUUCUCUGCCCGACUCUGAAGAUUUGUCAAACGCAAGCAGCGAUGACAGCGAUGGCAUCGACCAAGGAAAGAGAGAACUCGAUGUCUCAGGCGACGACGAGCCGCCGCUGCUGCUGCAUGCAGAGCCCGCGCGUCUCGAAGGGAAAGUUCGGUCCGUCGAGUCCCCCGCCGGCGACGCUCAAAGCACAACCAGCACAGCCGAUCCGGCGUCUCCACAAGGCCACGCGGGAGGCUCGUCUUUGGACUCGAGGCGCGAGAAGAAAGCCAAGCGCGGCGAAGCGAAGAAGAAAAAGAAGGCCGAGAAGUCGUACCGAGAAGAACUUGAAGAACUCAAGGAGCAGUACCGGCUGCACGACCUCGACGAGACUCCUCAGGAAGGCGAGACGCUCAGGGCGUUCUUCGAUCGAACGAAACAGCACUGGAUCGCGCUCGUGGCUGCCGACGCGCGGACCGAAGGCGCAGACAGCCGCAGCCGCCAGCUGCUGCGCGACGACAAAGAAAUGAAGCGCGUGGCCUUUGCGCGAGCGUCGCAGCGGUUCGAGGAGCUCUUGCCCUGUUUGAAGCGGCUCGAGGAGUUCCGACAGCGCCAGGAAGAAACCGAGGACGAGGACGGGGGAAGCACGAAGAAAGGGGGGAAGCAUGCCGGCGGCGCAGCAGCGGGUGGCCUUCGCCGCAUGCGGUGA
Messenger RNA from Neospora caninum, 2751 nucleotides. Its product is annotated as Tip elongation aberrant protein 1, related. The record is from RefSeq and is a predicted model, not a curated record. The transcript is spliced from 13 exons. Lineage: Eukaryota; Apicomplexa; Conoidasida; Eucoccidiorida; Sarcocystidae. Bases 1 to 2751 code for a protein of 916 amino acids. Gene Ontology annotation, molecular function: protein binding.